Messenger RNA from Sphenostylis stenocarpa, 1260 nucleotides. NCBI's taxonomy places the organism in Eukaryota, Viridiplantae, Streptophyta, Magnoliopsida, Fabales, Fabaceae. The record is from the annotation of a GenBank genome assembly.
AUGUUGUCAGAGCCACCUUCUAAAUUUCUUAAGAUUGCACUUUUUGUCAGGAAAUGGCCGCACAAAUCUCAUGCAGGUGGCCUUGAACGCCACGCUCUUACACUCCACCUUGCCCUUGCCAAAAGAGGCCAUGAUCUUCACAUAUUCACCACUUCAGGAGACUCCUUUUUCUCCAACUAUUCGAAUAACAACUUACACUUUCACUUCUCCAAACCAACACCAGCUGGUUACCUUGACCAAGCUUCAGUUUGGGAGCAAUUUCAAGCACAAAACUCAUCUAGUAAACCUUUUGACGUUGUUCACACUGAGAGUGUUGGAUUAAGGUACACAAGAUCUCGAUAUGUUGCUAAUUUGGCUGUCACUUGGCAUGGGAUUGCAUACGAGACCUUUCAUUCUGACAUCAUUCAAGAACUGCUUAGAACCCCCCAGGAACCUCAGACAAAGGCUCUGACUGAAAGAGCUGUGAAGGUUGUUGAAGAGGUCAAGUUCUUCCCAAAUUAUGCUCAUCAUGUUGCCACUAGUGAUCAUGCAGGUGAUAUCCUAAAGAGGGUCUACAUGAUUCCAGAAGAAAGGGUCCACAUUAUUCUCAAUGGCGUGGACCAACAGGUGUUCAGGCCAGAUGUUUCAAAGGGGAAUGAAUUCAAGAAGAGGCAUGGAAUUCCGGAUUCAAAGUCACUAGUGAUAGGACUGGCUGGGAGGUUAGUGAAGGACAAGGGGCACCCUUUGAUGUUUGAAGCUUUGAAGCAGAUAAUUGCAGAAAAUAGCACUUUCCAAGAGAGUAGUAUGGUUGUGGUUGCAGGAGAUGGUCCCUGGGGUGCAAGAUACAGAGAUCUUGGGGCAAAUAUAUUGGUUUUGGGACCCUUGGAACAAGCUGAGUUGGCCUCUUUUUAUAAUGCUAUUGACAUUUUUGUAAACCCCACUUUGAGAGCACAAGGUUUGGACCACACUUUGCUAGAAGCCAUGCUAACUGGGAAGCCAGUAAUAGCCACUAGGCUUGCAAGCAUUGUAGGGUCUGUCAUUGCUAAUAAUGAAAUGGGUUACACAUUUUCACCAACGGUGAGUGCUCUAAAGAAGGCCAUAUAUGAAAUGUGGGUUAGUGGAAGAGAUGUUCUAGACAAGAAAGGUCAGGUUGCCAUGCAAAGAGGUUUGCAAUUGUUCACUGCCACAAAGAUGGUGGCUGCUUAUGAGAGACUUUUUCUUUGCAUAUCAAGUGCAAAUCAUGAGGACCAUUUCUGUGAAUACCAACCAUCAGAUAAUUAA